Messenger RNA from Pediculus humanus corporis (human body louse), 1416 nucleotides. RefSeq lists its product as uncharacterized. The transcript is spliced from 7 exons. Bases 1 to 1416 code for a protein of 471 amino acids. The record is from RefSeq and is a predicted model, not a curated record. Lineage: Eukaryota; Metazoa; Arthropoda; Insecta; Psocodea; Pediculidae.
AUGGUCGUGUAUGAUGAAAAUUUAUUAAUAAAAAGUCGAUUACGAUUAUGUUUGGAAAUAUUAAAACAAUAUGAUUGGCUUUUGGAAUCAUACGUACUAGAUUUCUUCAUCGAAAAUCACAUGCAGAAAUUACCAAAAAGUUGGCAAGAAAUUUUAAAGAGUGUCCCGUUAGAAGAUUUUUAUUACGUUUUAAGUCUUUCUUCAAAUAAACCUCAUCAGAUUUAUCCAUUAUCAUUAAUUUGUUUAAAAACAUUAAUAAACAUUUUAGUUUUACCUAGACAAACAGAUAACAAUAAUAAAAUUUCUUUUUUUCAAACUACACAUAAAAAUAAAUUAAAAUUUUCUGAAAAAAUUACUUAUGAUAUAGCAAGCAAACUCAAUGUAAAACUAAUAGUCGAUGUUGGAUCUGGUCUUGGACAUUUAACCAGAGUGUUAGCUUAUGGCUUUCAGUUCACUGUCUUUGCUAUCGAAAGUAAUCAUGAGUUAAUACAACAAGCUAGACAUCUUGAUUCUGAAUUUGAAAUGAUAGCACAAAAAUUAUUGAACGAUGAAGAAUUAAUAGAACUUAAAAGAAACAGACCAAUUCACGUUAAUAAAAGUAUUCAAUUUGACAUUAGUUCUUCUUGCUUCUUACAGGACUUGAAGGAUGCAUUCGGAAUUAAAGAUGAUAAUUUUAAAUUUGGAAUAAUUGGUUUACAUCCUUGUGGUGAUUUAGCUGCAUAUCUUUUAAAUUUGUACACUAAUUGUCCACAAGCACAAUUUAUUAAUAUAGCUGGAUGUUGUUAUCACAAACUUUCCACAACAAAAAAUGAAAAUAUUAACACGACGUAUCCAUUAUCAAAUUUUUGUAAGGAAAAUUCUACUCCUUUGAGUUAUGAAGCUAAAGCAUUGGCUUGUCACGCCAUUGAAACAUAUUGUCAAAGACUUAAAUCGAAAGAUUAUGAUCAUUUAAAAGUUCAUUGUUUCAGGGCAGCUUUAGAAAAAAUAAUAAACGAUAAAUGGCCUCGAUAUAAAAAAAUGGGUCUCAGCAAUGUUAAAUCCAACCCAAAUUUAAAUUUUAAAACGUAUUGUGAAACAGCUCUUCGAAAACUUGAUGUUAAACUUUCCGAACAGGAUUUGAAUUCCGAAGAAACUUUAAGAAAUUUACAAAACUGGCAGGAUGUGGUAAAAUAUUAUUCUUUUAGGUUAAUGCUUGCUCCAUUAAUUGAAACUGUGAUUCUUUUAGAUAGAAAAUUAUAUCUUCUGGAAAAAGGUAAAAAAAAAAAAUGUGUAAAUUUUGACCUUAUUCAUCAUAUUCAUCAUCAAUCAUGCAUUUAUUGUUAUUCGUUUUUAGGUAUUUCCUGUAAGAUUGUUUCCGGUUUCGAUCCUGAGAUUUCACCUAGAAAUCAACUAUUAAUUAGUGAUAAAUCAUUGUAG